Messenger RNA from Pelodiscus sinensis (Chinese soft-shelled turtle), 2900 nucleotides. RefSeq names its product sorting nexin 32 (gene SNX32). Gene Ontology annotation, cellular component: endosome. Lineage: Eukaryota; Metazoa; Chordata; Testudines; Trionychidae. The record is from RefSeq and is a predicted model, not a curated record. Gene Ontology annotation, biological process: retrograde transport, endosome to Golgi. Gene Ontology annotation, molecular function: phosphatidylinositol binding.
CAGCUGAUGAGGCCUGAGCCCGGGUCCGCCUACAGGGCAUCCUGGGCUGCUCUUUUCCCGGAGGCGCAUGGAGGAGCCGCUGGAGAUGCCGCCGGGGGAGGAGAGCAAGCCUUGCUCAUUUUCAGGGGAGCUCCCCGCAGACCCCUCCUUGCAGGUUGAGAUCUCAGACGCAGUCAGCGAGCGGGACAAGGUGAAAUUCACUGUCCAGACCAAGAGCUCACUGCCCCACUUCACCCGCCCAGCACUAUCCGUGGUCCGGCAGCAUGAGGACUUUGUGUGGCUGCACGACACCUUCUCUGAAAAUGAUGAAUACGCUGGCAUCAUUAUCCCCCCGGCACCUCCCAGGCCUGACUUCGAGGCAUCCCGGGAGAAGCUGCAGCGCCUCGGGGAGGGGAACAGCACCCUGACGCGGGAGGAGUUUGCCAAGAUAAAGCAGGAGCUGGAGGGCGAGUACCUGGCCAUCUUUAAGAAAACGGUGGCAAUGCAUGAGGUGUUUCUACAGCGCCUGGCAGCCCAUCCCAUCCUACGCCGGGACCACAACUUCCAUGUCUUCCUGGAAUACAAUCAAGAUCUCAGUGUGCGUGGAAAGAACCGCAAGGAGCUGCUGGGUGGCUUCUUCCGGAACAUUGUCAAGUCAGCCGACGAGGCACUCAUCACCGGGGUGUCAGGGCUGAAGGAGGUGGACGAGUUCUUUGAGCAUGAGCGAACGUUCCUGCUGGAGUAUCACACCCGUGUGCGCGACACCUGCCUCAAGGCCGACCGCGUCAUGCGCUCCCACAAGAGCCUGGCAGAGGACUAUAUCCCCAUCGCAGUGGCUCUGGGCAGCCUGGGCACACAGGAAGUCCAGCAGCUCCAGAUGAGCUUCUUGAAAUUGGCAGAACUUUUUGAACGGCUGCGGAAGCUAGAAGGCCGUGUGGCAUCAGAUGAGGAUCUGAAGCUGUCUGACCUGCUCAAAUACUACAUGAGAGACUCACAGGCAGCCAAGGAUCUGCUGUACCGGCGCCUGCGGGCCCUGGCUGACUACGAGAAUGCCAACAAAGCACUGGACAAAGCCCGCAUGAAGAACAAGGAAGUGAAGUCUGCUGAGACCCAUCAGCAGCUGUGUUGCCAGCGCUUUGAACGGCUGUCAACUUCCGCCAAGCAAGAACUGACUGAUUUCAAGUCCCGUCGAAUCUCUGCCUUUCGCAAGAACCUGGUUGAGCUGGCAGAGCUGGAGCUGAAACAUGCCAAGGCCAGCAGCCUGCUGCUCCGGAACACCCUGAUUGUGCUGAAAGGUGACGUCUGAUGCUGCCACCCAGCCCUGCACCUGUGGAAGGGGCCGCUCAGCCUUUUGGUGCAGAGAUCCCCCAGUACGACUGCAGCUGCCUCAACCCAGCCCUGCCCGAGCCAACCCUGCUGACAUUCCAGCCCCUCGAUACCUGCUCUGCAGAAUGGGUGGGGCCAGUUGAUUUGGGGGGCAACUACCCCAUAACAGCCCAUUAACUGACUUCCCUUGCCUCCCAGCCAAUGCUGCAGCCCACAGUUCCUUCAGAAAGGCUUCCUGGGUUCUAUCCCCACUGUUGGAAUGGCAGAGAGGUAGAGUGGGCAGGCUUGGAGCCAGGAGUCUUAAAUGUGCCUGUUCCCCUCUGCCUCACCCUCCCUUGCUGUGCAUUGGACCACACAGGGUAGAGAGAGAGAGAGAGAGGUGGUUAAAAAGAGAAGUUUUUCCUCUUUAACCUCUGAGCAUAGGACAAGAAGCAAUGGGCUUAAAUUGCAGCAAGGGAGGUUUAGGUUGGACAUUAGAAAAAAACCUUCCUGUCAGGGUGGUUAAGUGCUGAAAUAAGAUGCCUAGGGAGAGUGUGGAAUCUCCACCUUGGAGAUUAAGAGCAAGUGAGAGAGAGCUAGCAGUAGUGGUCUAUUACUCAUCCCUGAGUGCAGGGGCCUGGAUUAGAGGAUCUCAAGAUCCCUUCCUGUCCUUUCUAGCUGUGCAGAAGAGUCCAGGCUCAAUGCCCUCUCCUAGCAACUAGGGGCAAGCAGAAAGAGGGGAGAAGGGGUAGGAGAAAGACAACACACCAUGGCCAGGCAGCUCUUAUUCAAUUCUGCCCUUCCAAUGCAGUCAAUCCAUUCACAGCUCUGUAGCCCCCAGCCCUAACCUCUCCCAAUAAAGGCCCAUUUUGUAUCCAGCUCCAUCCAGUGCAGCCUCAUUGCCAAACCCAUUUUUCUUCCUAGCCCUGCUUCCUACACAGCUGCUGCAAGGACUUCCCUGCUUCAAACACUGCUUACCUUUACUUCCCCUGUCUCCCCACCCUCCCCAAACACUCAGAGCGGAGAAGCUGUGCUGGCAUCUCAAGCUAGGGUGAACAUCCAUACAGGGUCGUCAAGCUGUCGGAGGCUUCAACCCCCCACACCUUAAGUGAGGGAAUGUAUCCGUGAGGGCAGAGGACCCAUUCAGGCCCCAUCUCCUGCUGAGCUAGUACAUGGCAUGGCUCUACCCCCCAUUGAGACUCUGGGUGGCUGCUGGGAGUAGCAGCCCCAACAGAUUGUGAGAGCAAGGAGUGGGCAGCACUAUUGUCCUCUUGUGUAGUUCACUCUCCCUCCCAUCCCCCCCAGCAGCUCCACUACCAGGGCUAAGGAGCCAUGUGUCAGGGGAAGCAAAGCCUAGUGCAACAGACAGCCAGCAAUCUGGGCCAGGACUGAGAUAGGUGCAGGGUUGGGAAGUGGUCCAGCUGCCUAGAUCAGGAGCCAGGCACUGUGGGAAGAGACCUUCCCAGGUCCCUCUGUGUCCUUCCUUGUCAAGCAGCUGCUAUUACUGAUAAGGCAGCAGCCACACCCUAGCCUCCACACUGAUUGCAGACUCCCAGGACUCCUUAGUUCCGUCUAACCUUUCCUGGUGACCUCAAACCUUCCAAAUUCAAAAAAAA